Messenger RNA from Schistosoma rodhaini, 2543 nucleotides. NCBI's taxonomy places the organism in Eukaryota, Metazoa, Platyhelminthes, Trematoda, Strigeidida, Schistosomatidae. The record is from the annotation of a GenBank genome assembly.
UUCAAAGAGUUAAUUAAGGGGGUCACGAACGCAUUGCGCGAACUAUGUCAACUCUUGGAAGGAGAGCAAGUGUUGCUCGGUAUAAUAGAGACUCAUUGAUAUCUGAUGACUUGAUACAAUCAAUAAACCCUGAGGUAUACCAACGUAAAUAUGUUUUCGAAGUUGCUUGGGAGGUGGUCAAUAAAGUUGGUGGUAUAUAUACUGUCAUCCGUACUAAGGCCGCCUCUGCUGUGGAGGAGUUGGGCGACCGUUAUAUUUUAUUUGGCCCACUCAAUGAAGUGUGCAUGAGAACUGAAGUAGACGUUGCAGAGCCAACAAAUGAGGCAUUAAAACGCACAAUCAAAGCCAUGCGUGAGCAUGGCACAAAAGUCGUUUUUGGUCGAUGGCUAAUUGAAGGUUAUCCAAACGUUGUUCUGUUCGACAUAGGAUCAUCUGCUUGGCGCAUCGAUUCUUGGAAAAAAGAACUGUGGGAAUCUUGUAAUAUUGGGAUUCCGGUCCAUGAUACUGAGUGUAAUGAUGCAGUCAUUUUUGGAGCGCUUAUUGCCUGGUUUCUGAAAGAAUUUGCUGAGAAUGUCAGAGAACUAGAAACUGACCCUCAACCACCAAUCAUUGCACACUUUCAUGAAUGGCUUACAAGCAUUGGUUUAGUAUUUACGCGUACUCGUCACCUUCCCGUUGCUACUGUGUUCACUACACAUGCAACACUUUUGGGUCGUUAUUUGUGUGCUUCCUCUGUUGAUUUAUAUAACCAUCUUUCGGAUUUUGAUCUAGAUAAGGAGGCUGGCGAUCGAAAUAUUUACCAUCGUUAUUGCCUUGAACGUGCAGCCGUUCAUUGUGCACAUGUAUUUACUACUGUGAGUAAAAUUACUGGUUUGGAAAGUAAAUUUCUUUUGCGAAGAGAACCAGACAUCAUCACUCCAAAUGGUCUUAAUGUUGUUAAAUUUGCUGCACUUCAUGAAUUUCAAAAUCGUCAUGCGUUGGCUAAAGAAAAACUGAAUCAAUUUAUUCAAGGACAUUUUUAUGGACAUUAUGAUUUUGAUUUGGACAAAACAUUGUAUUUUUUCAUUGCUGGACGUUACGAAUUUCAGAAUAAAGGAGCUGAUAUAUUUAUCGAGGCGCUGGCUCGUCUUAACCAUCAUUUAAAACAAGCACAAACUGAUGUCACUGUCGUAGCCUUCCUCAUUUUUCCAGCUCAUACGAAUAGUUUUAACGUGGAUUCGUUUCGUGCCCAAGCUAUUGUAAAGCAACUGCGUGAAACAGUAAAUUCGAUCCAAUGUGAAAUGGGACAUAGGUUAUUUGAGGUGUGUCUUCGAGGACGUAUUCCUCAAGGGUCUGAUCUACUUACUCAGGGUGAUGUAUUUCGCCUUAAACGUUGUAUAUAUGCAACACAACGAAAUAAUUUGCCCCCUAUUUGUACACACAAUGUCGUUCAAGAUAAUAUUGAUCUAGUUCUGUGUAACUUACGCCGGUGUCAGUUAUUUAAUGACCGUCAUGAUCGUGUUAAGGUUAUUUUUCAUCCUGAAUUCUUAAGUUCUACCAAUCCACUACUACCGAUGGAUUAUGAAGAAUUUGUGCGAGGCUGUCAUUUAGGUGUUUUUCCAUCUUAUUAUGAACCAUGGGGUUAUACACCAGCUGAAUGCACUGUAAUGGGUAUUCCAUCGGUAACGACAAAUCUUUCUGGAUUUGGCUGCUUCAUAGAAGAGCAUGUAGAAGAUCCCAAAUCGUAUGGAAUAUACAUUGUUGAUCGUCGUUUCCAAAGCUGUGAAGACAGUGUUCAACAGUUAACCAAGUAUUUGGUUGAGUUCUCUCAAUAUUCUCGUCGUCAACGUAUUGUUUUACGAAAUCGUACCGAGCGAUUAAGUGAACUGUUGGAUUGGAAAAAUCUUUCCUGUUACUAUCAACGUGCUAGAUUAAUGGCAUUAAAGAAAUUCUCUCCAGAACUAUUCACAUCUAACAACAAUGAUGAUGCAUUAUCGACCCAUAGUUUUCAUAUUAGUCGACCAUAUUCAGCACCUGUAUCUCCAUCACUAUCUGGACAAUCAACACCGUUGCGUAGUGCCGGUGCAAAUAGUUCAAAUCGUAGCAGUCCUACAUCACAUUUAGAUGAUGAUGAAAUUGAUGAUAACACAGAACGAUUAGAACUAGGUCUUGGUGCAAUAGAAAUCACUGAUGCUGUACCUGGUUGAGGUACAAAAGUGAAAAAAAUAUAUCUCAUCAAUAUUGAACUAUAAACUUAGAAUGUGCCUAGUUUAUUGUCUUCUUUUAUUUCUUCUCUUUUCAUUAUUUGUCAUUUAUUUCAUUUCUUUUUCGUUCAUUUCUAAUUCAUUUAGACUUUUGUUUUAAUGUGCAUAUUUUAUCAAUCCUAUAAUAAUGUUAUAAUUUAUUAUUAUUAUUAUAAUUAUUAUCCUCUAUUGGUAAUAGUUUAACACUGUACUAAUAUUUUACACUUCAUUAUGAAUAUUAUUUUGACAUUUUGUAAAGUCGUGAUCUCAUUUCUUAUGUGUCAAUAAGAUUUAGAAAAAUAGAAAACAUGAAUCUCAUUC